UAAAUGUAACAGAAUCAGACACACCAAUUAUGCCAGACUUACCUUAUCACCUGGAAUAUGGCAAAAGAUUUAAUCAAUAUGUGAUUCUAAUAACGAUACAUUGUUUUGGAGCUGUAUUCGCUCAUAUGUUCGUCACAGUUGCAGUUGACAAUUUGUUUUAUACUCUGAUACAACAUGCUUGUGGAAUGUUCUCGAUUAUAGGAUAUAUAUUGGAAAGUAUUGGUAAAAAUGCUGACAUUAAAUUUGAUUCAAAGCCGAGCAAGGUAAAAGAUGAAAAUUACAAUAAAGCCUUAUACUGUUUACGUAAACAUCUCCAAGUGAUAGAAUUUGCGCAACUCAUUGAGUCUAUGUAUACGAAAAUAUUUUUGCUUAAUUUUAACUCGAACAUGCUUCUUGGCAGUUUAAUUGGUAUACAAAUUUUGAUGAAUUUAGACAAAGGCAUAAGUAACGUCAUUGGACCCGCUGCUAUCUAUAUCGCACAACUUACUCAUUUAUUUCCUUUUUGGCAAGCUCAAUUU
Messenger RNA from Pogonomyrmex barbatus (red harvester ant), 518 nucleotides. RefSeq lists its product as uncharacterized. Lineage: Eukaryota; Metazoa; Arthropoda; Insecta; Hymenoptera; Formicidae. The record is from RefSeq and is a predicted model, not a curated record.